This is a messenger RNA of Penicillium egyptiacum, 4002 nucleotides long. NCBI's taxonomy places the organism in Eukaryota, Fungi, Ascomycota, Eurotiomycetes, Eurotiales, Aspergillaceae. The record is from the annotation of a GenBank genome assembly.
AUGAAAAAAUCACCUCCUAUUGUGUUUAUUGCCAGACAUGGCGCCCGCCUCGAUGCUGCAGACAAAGAUUGGCACUUAACCUCUCCAAGCCCUUUCGAUCCGCCUCUCUCCUACGGCGGAUGGAUACAGGCCCGGGCACUUGGUGUACGUAUAAGAAGUCUACUAAGGGCCCGACAAUACACUGGGGAAGAUCCAGAGUCCCAGCGCAGCCAUCAUCCGACCUCGGAUAAACAGGCAAAACCCACCCCCGCAUCUUCGGACCUGUCCCACCGAUAUAACGUCAUUGUUCAUACCUCUCCUUACCUUCGAUGUCUGCAAACUGCGAUAGGGGUUAGUGCUGGUAUCCACCAAGCCUCGGGCGCAGAUGCAUCCGAAGAGACCAGUUCAGCUCCCACUAUCCCGCCCGUUUCACCGACCCCUAACCAGCGAUGUCUGCUUCGCGUCGACGCAUUUCUGGGCGAAUGGUUAUCACCCGACUACUAUGACCAGAUCACGCCCCCGCCGGGCUCGGACAGAAUGGUGGCGUCUGCCAAAGGGGAAUUACUCCGUCGUGCCGAGGUCAUCCCAGCCAGCGAUGGUUCAACAAGGGCGUUGUCAGGCCACUUUCCUGGCGGUUGGCGCAGCCAGUCACAUCCUACUUCGCCGGAUGGUGAGGACCGCUUGCAUUCCGCAACAUCCCAGCGCCAGCGUGCCAGCACCCAUGACACUCUCCAGGACCCUACCCAUCUCAAACAUGCAAAGAAGUCUCUCGGUCGCCUAGAAACGAACCUGCCUCCUACUCUUGACGCAUAUUACGUACCACCAACUCCCAGUUACGCCGUUUCCACAUCGGACCCCAUUCCUACAGGCUAUGUUGCUCAUGCACGGAACGCAUGUACCAGGAUCGACUACCAGUGGGACAGUAUGCGCACACCUUAUUGGGGCACAGGGGGCGAGUUCGGCGAGGAAUGGAGUACCAUGCACGAACGAGUGCACGAUGGAUUUCAGCACAUGAUUAACUGGUAUCGGGAACAGGAUCGAUCUGAACACGGCUCUACAGCGGAGUCGAACGGCGAGGAAAAUGACUGUAAUACACAAACGGUCCUCGUUAUUAUUACACAUGGCGCGGAUUGCAAUGCUUUGAUCAGUUCGUUGAACGGGCACUCGGUCUUAGUUGAUAUUAACACAGCUUCACUCACUAUGGCUGUGCGACGCAACCGUGUCAAUAAACCCGCGCAUGACAUGGAUCACACGCCUAAAUCUCCGGGCCCUGACAACCAAUCUGUGUCACGGGAAUACUCCUUGCAGCUUGUGGCGUCGAUAGAUCAUCUGCGCCCGGGAAUAAACCCCUCUCAGCUCACCUCGCUGUCAUCUCCCUCCGUCCCUGUACUUUCACCGCCUCCGGUCCCUUCCUAUCGGAAUCGUCUUGGCGCUCGCCCAUCGCUCCUGCAAGAAACAUCAACAAACGGGCCACCUAGUACUAGCGCUGGGCCAUGGACGCUGGCGAUGCGUCCGUCAACUGGCUCCACUACUUCUGAAGGUCCCUCUGGGCUUUGGAACUCGAUCUCAUCGCCCACUGAUAAAGCGGAUGCAGACAACCUUGUACCCAACUUUGGUGAUCGGCCAGUCAGUCAAGAUUCGGAACUCUCCGAUAGGUCUGAUAAGUCUGCAGAUCUUGGCUGGACGAAGCAAUUACCUCACCGGACAAUGUCGCAGCGUGGUUUAUGGGGGAGUGCUCAGCCGCUGGGGGGUCGUGAAGCUGGAACGAAGCGGCGAUGGACGGUGACGGAACAGAAGCUGCAUCAACCAGGGAUCCACCAGGCACCAAUGCCGCGGCUUCCCCUCAUGUUUGUCUCUGCGCCUCUUUACUCUUCUCCUCUCACUCUCUCUCCCCCACCUCUAUUCCUUUCAAGUAUCUCUUCAUACCUUUUCCAUAACACCGCAAGUUCCAUGUCAAACAUCGAAACAGACGGUCUCUCCGUCACUUAUUCCUCUGACCGAACUGGGUCUCCGGAUCUGCGGCUGAUCCACUAUAAUGAUGUCUACCACGUCGAAUCUGGCUCUGCAGAACCUGUCGGCGGGGUGUCUCGGUUCCAAUCCCUUGUAAAUCACUACCGUUAUCACCCCCGGUUCACCGGCCAACCCGAUAUCCUGACCUUCUUCUCCGGCGAUGCUUUUAACCCCAGCAUCGAAAGUACAAUAACAAAGGGCAGGCAUAUGGUACCAUUCCUCAACACAGUGGGCACCGAUGUAGCGUGUGUGGGUAAUCAUGAUCUCGAUUUUGGAGUCGUCCAAUUCCGCCAUUUGGCCAGCCAAUGUCGUUUUCCUUGGCUUUUAGCAAACGUUCUUGACCCGGCACUAGGGGAGGAUACCCCAAUAGCUGACAGCGGAAAGUCUCGCAUGUUGAUCUCAUCCAAUGGGCUCAAGAUUGGCGUAUUGGGUCUUGGAGAAAGAGAAUGGUAUGCGCUCCUAGAACGCAUAUACCGAUGCUUCCAUGCUUUUAUUUCUUUGCUUACUCUGCUCUAUCUUAGGCUCGGCACAAUAAACUCUCUUCCGCCUGAUCUGAUCUACAAAUCCGCAUCUCAAACAGCUCGGCUGCUCGCGAAGCAGCUCCGAGAUGACGGAGCAGACCUCGUGGUCGCUGUCACGCACCAACGUGAACCGAAUGACUAUAAACUGGCUAACAACUUGUCCCCGGAUCUUGUGGACAUUAUCCUUGGGGGCCAUGACCACUUUUACGGCCAUGCCGUUGUCAAUGGAAUUCAUGUAAUGCGGUCAGGGACUGACUUCAAACAAUUGAGUUACAUCGAAGCUUUCCGCAAGCGCGAUGGUUUGCCUGGUUGGGACUUCAACAUUAUGCGACGGGAUGUUGUUCGCUCAAUUCCCGAAGACCCUGAUACAGUGGCUAUGGUGGCCCGGCUUACUUCCAGCCUCAAGGCCAAACUAGACAAGCCAGUCGGGUUCACAGUCGCCCCACUCGAUGGCCGGUUUUCUACUGUGCGACAGCGUGAAUCUAAUUUGGGUAACUUUGUCUGCGAUCUGAUGCGGUUCUACUAUGCGGCCGAUUGUGCCAUGAUGGCGGGCGGCACAAUUCGCGGCGAUCAAAUCUACCCGCCAGGGAUACUGAAACUGAAGGAUCUGCUGAAUUGCUUCCCUUUCGAAGACCCUGUGGUAUUGCUGCGCGUUCGUGGCCAUGCAUUGCUGGCUGCACUCGAGAAUGGGGUUAGCCAACUCCCCGCACUCGAGGGCCGAUUCUUGCAAGUAUCUAACAUUAAGUACGGGUUUAAACCGGACGCACCGUCGGGGUCGCGCAUUACAUUCGCUCGUAUCGGCGGCGAGCCCGUUGACUUAGAGCGUGACUAUAUUGUCGCCACACGCGGCUAUAUGGCCCGAGGAAAAGACGGGUUCACCUCAUUGCUUAUCCAGGCCGAAGGAGGUGAUGUUGAGGAGCUUGUGUCUGAGGAAAACGGUGUGCUCAUCAGUACAAUCCUACGGCAAUAUUUUCUAAGUCUCAAAGUACUCGGAAAAUGGAACCGUUGGAGUGCCAGCUUAGGCCGCCACUGGGGUAUUGUACAUCGCAAUCUGCACGGCGAAGGCUGGCUGAAGCCAGCCUCUCCCACAAACGAGAAAAAAGUAGGCAAAAGGCUGAGCCCGCAGCCUAAUCCCCGACGGACAGCCCGGUCAGCAUACUACUAUGGUCGAUUUCCCGAAGAAGUCGAACAGGGCACCGACGUGGUCACUGGGGACGAGACGAAUGGCAAUGCCAUGGACUCCGACUCAGAUGAGGAUCCAGACAUCCUCACAUCCUCGGCGCCAAUCACAAAUUACGUCACUCAGCCAGCGAAAUCAUCCGCUGAAGAGGAGCAUCGUCUACAAAUUGCGCGGCGAGUUGUCCGGAAGUGGAUGCGGCACGCAGGUCUGCAGUGCAGAACAUUGAAUACUAUGGACGGAGAAGGAGAGUUCACUCCGGCCUGGACAUCGGGAAUCUCUCCUCGGCUGGAAGGACGCAUUGUUGUAGAGUAG